Molecule: messenger RNA, 1608 nt
Organism: Candidula unifasciata
Lineage: Eukaryota; Metazoa; Mollusca; Gastropoda; Stylommatophora; Geomitridae
Source: the annotation of a GenBank genome assembly
AUGGCCUUGUCUACAACUUCUAAGUAUUUUACUCGAUUGUCAAAGUCUGCACUGUCUGUAGUUUUGUCGCCGUCAGAUCAUCUAUCUGACACUGCUUAUAGCCGCAGAAGUAGAAGUUCUGAUAGUGACACCCGCCGUGCGCCACUACUUGUCACUUCUGGUUCUAGUUCUAGUUCAACUAGUAGUUCUUCUACUACAAGAAGUACCUCUGCUGCUGCUAAGGAAAGUAACGAUAACAAAAUUAUUAACAUGAAUGAAACUGUUAAAACAAAUAAAAGGGACUGGAAACGGCCGCGAAGAAUGCUCAAAUCAAGAAUGUCAUUAAAUACUGCCCACAGUUCUACCGGUAACAUUACUAUUACUAACAUGGUUGCAUCGGCUGGUAUAGAUGAGAAAUAUUCACUUCCACAGAAAAGAAGACAGCUGUCAGUUCCACACGAUGGAGUUGAUAAUCCGACCGCAGUAACAAUUCACUCUGCACGUCCAGAUCAAAUAAGAGUUACACGUGCAGAAGCAGAAGUAUCUUAUGAUGCUUCAUACAGACUUGACCAAUGCAAAAACAGAAACCGUUGUGAUCAUAUAAAAGUUGAAUUUGAAGAAGAAACUAUACCUAAUUCUCAGUCAUCGUUGACAUGUAUACCUUCAAACCAGACCAAAUGUAACAUUCAGAAUAGGAAUACUCCAGAUUUGCAUACUGAUAAACUCAUAGUAGAAACUUCUGGUGCAGAUUCAAUCAGAGACUUCCAUUACAGUGAGCUCACUCAAUCAGCCAAUGCUGGUUUUAAGCAUGAUGAUGUUCUUCUCAAGCCAAAAGAUGAACUUUCACUAUCAGGCAAUUUGGUUAAACAAGAAGACCAUGCUAGUGGCUUGCAGGUGUCCUCAAGUACAGGAGAGAAAUGUCACACUACACUAUGGUGCCCUCCCAUGUGGCAGGAGCAGAUUGCAAAUAUCAGAGAAAUGCGUAAGAACAGAGAUGCUCCAGUUGAUACUAUGGGCUGCAGCGUUAUUAGUGACAGGACUGCUAAACCAGAGGACUACAGGUACCAGGUUUUGUUGUCUCUGAUGCUGUCGAGCCAAACAAAAGACCAGGUCACAUCUGGUGCUAUGAGGCGGCUUAGACAGCAUGGAUGCACCAUCAGCAACAUACUUUCCACUUCAGAUGGUGAACUUGGGAAACUGAUCUAUCCUGUUGGAUUUUGGAAUAAAAAAGUUGACUAUAUCAAAAGAGCAUCAGCAGCUUUGCUUCGAGAGUAUGGAGGUGACAUACCGCACUCUGUAAAAGAGCUCUGCAGUCUUCCUGGUGUGGGGCCAAAGAUGGCCCAUCUGGUUAUGAAGGCUGCUUGGAACACUGUUACUGGGAUUGGGGUGGAUACCCAUGUCCAUCGUAUCUCCAACAGACUUGGAUGGGUCCAGAAACCCACAAAAGAUCCUGAAGCGACAAGGAAAGCUUUAGAAGACUGGCUGCCUCGGUCAUACUGGGAUGAUGUUAAUGAGCUGUUGGUUGGAUUUGGUCAACAAGUUUGUCUGCCUGUCAAACCAAACUGUGCACAGUGUCUCAACAAGCUUAUUUGUCCUUUUAAUCAAAGUUAUGGGAUUAAAUUGUCUUAG